Molecule: messenger RNA, 1344 nt
Organism: Xylaria bambusicola
Lineage: Eukaryota; Fungi; Ascomycota; Sordariomycetes; Xylariales; Xylariaceae
Product: sterigmatocystin 8-O-methyltransferase
Exons: 5
Coding region: 1-1344 (447 amino acids)
Molecular function (GO): O-methyltransferase activity
Source: RefSeq, a predicted model, not a curated record
AUGGCCGAGUCGCAGCUCCGUGCCCUUGCGGCGGAGAUCACGAAACUAGCGGAUUCGUUUGCAAGCUCUCUCGAAGAGAAAGGUCUCCCUGAGGCAAGCUUCAGUGUCGAUAGUCCCAUGAAACACGAUGGAAUCACGUCAGAGAUGUUCAUGACGAGACAAACGCUCUGUGACAAACUGAGCGACAUGUGGUAUCUGGUCCAAGGCCCGAGUGAAAGCAUCUACAACUACGUCCACAAUGUUGUUCCAGACGCUGCUUGUCUCAAUGUUCUCAAGCACUUCAACUUCUGGGCUGCCGUGCCUGUCGAGGGCUCUGCGUCCUACUCCGAAAUCGCAGAACGCGUGUCUCUACCAAUCGAUGUCGCCACCCGGGUAAUUCAACAUGCCACCACAUUACGCCUCUUUGAAGAAGUCAGCGCUUCUCACGUCAAGCACACGAGCCGGUCAGCGGCGCUGGCACGACAGCCUGGCCUACAAGCGCUCGUCUCAUCGGUCCUAGACAUCACUGGCGCACCGAUGAUGGCCAUGACUAGUGCUUUGGAGAAGUACUCAAAGGGAAAGAGCGAGUUAGCACAAGACUUGAGCGAGACCGCUUUCGCUCUAUUCCACAGUACCGGCCCGUUUGGCAAGAAGUACACCAAUUCGUGGGAGUACCUUGAGAAUGAUGGCGAAGGAGAGAGACGAGGGUGGCGACAGGCGAAAUUCGUCGAGUUCAUGCAGUACCUCAACGAGAUAUUCCGCAUUGAAAGUAUCGUCGCCGACGCGUACGAAUGGCAAGGCGCCGGGAAAUCAACCGUCGUUGAUGUUGGUGGAUCAGCAGGUCAUGAUAUGAUCUUGCUGGCGCGCAAGUUCCCUGAUUUGAAGAUGAUUGUGCAGGACAUGCCCAUGGUCAAGCCCGUCUUCGAAGCAAAUCUACCCGACGACGUCCGUGACCGUGUCUCAUUCGUCGCGCACGAUAUGUACCAGCCCCAGAAUACUCAGGCCGAUAUCUACAUGCUGAAGCUCAUCCUUCACGACUACUCGGAAAAGGAAGCCGCCAAGAUCCUCAAGACUUUAACACCUGCCCUACGACCGGGUAACCGCGUACUGGUCAUCGAGUACAUUGGUAAGGUAGAUGAAGGCAUAGAUGAUGUCGAUGCGAAGAAGGACGCUUUGCCUCUGUCUAUUCGGCAAAUGGGCACUGCCACAGACCUUAGGAUGAUGGCCAUGUUCAACGCAAAGGAACGUCCCGCCGAGUCAUACAGAGGCAUAUUCAAGGCUGCGGAUGAGCGCUACGACGUGGUCAAUAUCAAAGCUGAUCCACUGACCUUCUUUGCUGUCAUCGAGGCUGUCUGGCGCGGAUAG